This is a messenger RNA of Aspergillus clavatus NRRL 1, 1596 nucleotides long. RefSeq names its product sugar porter family MFS transporter. The coding region runs from base 1 to 1596 and encodes 531 amino acids. Gene Ontology annotation, cellular component: membrane. Gene Ontology annotation, biological process: transmembrane transport; carbohydrate transport. The record is from RefSeq and is a predicted model, not a curated record. Lineage: Eukaryota; Fungi; Ascomycota; Eurotiomycetes; Eurotiales; Aspergillaceae. Gene Ontology annotation, molecular function: carbohydrate:proton symporter activity. The transcript is spliced from 6 exons.
AUGUCCGCCAUCCUCAGGAAGCUCGUCCACAAUGAGGCGAUGCGAGAGGAUCCCAGGGAGAUCUAUGGGUGGAGAGUAUACAUGCUUGCCUGUUCAGCAUGCUUCGGUGGUAUGCUUUUCGGAAUGGAGACAGGUAUCAUCGGAGGUGUUCUCACCAUGGCACCCUUCAAAGCCGACUACGGCUUAAACGGACUUGGUCCUGUCGGAGAGGCGAACCUGUCCGCCAACAUCGUAUCGACCCUGCAAGCAGGAUGCUUCUUCGGAGCUCUCAUCGCUUCGCCUGUGGCUGAUAAAUGGGGUCGGAGACUCGGUCUGAUCAGCGCCUCGAUCCUGGCCAUCCUAGGUGUGAUCAUGCAGGUCGCUGCCAGUGGGCACCUGGAAGCCAUGUACAUCGGCCGACUGAUCACCGGAUUCGGUGUCGGCUUCGCCUCGAUGAUCAACCCCCUCUACGUAUCUGAGAACGCCCCGCGCGCCAUCCGCGGCGGUCUGACCGGUCUGUACCAGCUCUUCAUCACCAUGGGCAUCAUGCUGGCCUUCUGGAUCAACUACGGCUCUCUGCUGCACAUUAGCGGCAAGUCCAUGUACAUCGUCCCGCUGGCCAUGCAGGGCCUCCCCGCCCUCCUCCUGCUCGGCGGCAUGCUCCUAUGCAACGAGUCUCCCCGCUGGCUGGCCCGGCAGGACCGCUGGGAAGCGGCGCGCGCCACGCUCGCGACAGUGCGCAACCUCCCCGCCACCCACCCAUACGUCGAGCGCGAGUUUCAAGACAUCGUCGAACAGCUCGAGCACGAGCGCCAGCUGGUCAGCGGCUCGGGCUUCUGGGACCUCAUGCGCGAGAUGUGGCUGAUCCCCGGCAAUCGCAAGCGCGCGCUCAUCAGCAUCUUCCUCAUGGUCUGCCAGCAGAUGACAGGCACCAACGCCAUCAACUACUACGCGCCGCAGAUCUUCAAGAACCUCGGCGUCACAGGCAACGCCACGGGCCUCUUCGCCACCGGCGUCUACGGCAUCGUCAAGAUGGUCGGCUGCGCCAUCUUCCUCGUCUUCGUCGCCGACUCGCUCGGCCGCCGCCGCUCCCUCCUCUGGACCUCCGUCGCCCAGGGCCUCACCAUGCUCUACAUCGGCCUGUACGUGCGCAUCGCGCCCCCCAAGACCGGCGAGCCCGUCAUCCCCGCCGGCUACGUCGCCCUCGUCUGCAUCUUCCUCUUUGCCGCCUGCUUCCAGUUCGGCUGGGGGCCCGUCUGCUGGAUCUACGUCAGCGAGAUCCCCACCGCCAGACUGCGCGGCCUCAACGUCUCCUUCGCCGCCGCCACGCAGUGGCUGUUCAACUUUGUCGUCGCUCGCGCCGUGCCCAAUAUGCUGGCGACGGUCGGUGCAAAUGGUUACGGCACAUACAUCAUAUUCUCCUGCUUCUGUCUCUCCAUGGGCGUCUUCGUCUGGUUCUUCAUCCCAGAGACCAAGGGUCUCUCGCUCGAGAAAAUGGAUGAGCUGUUCGGCGUCACGAACUCCACGGACAGCAAGGUUGUGGAUGCGGAGCGGGCCAUGAGCACGAACGAAAAAGAGGCCGAGACUGUCACCGAGACGAGGGUAGAGAGAGCGUAG